This is a messenger RNA of Paracoccidioides lutzii Pb01, 3531 nucleotides long. RefSeq lists its product as hypothetical. Bases 1 to 3531 code for a protein of 1176 amino acids. The transcript has 5 exons. The record is from RefSeq and is a predicted model, not a curated record.
AUGCGCUCCAGUUUUAUAUGCAUGGUUUUUUACUCAUUUGGCAUCAUAGGCCCAACAUGUGCUGGCGGAAUUGAAAUUCUCCCAAGACAAGAUACUGGAGUCUCGCAACCACCUUAUAGUGCUCCUACGAGAACAUCACCGGCAACCGACCCUUCCAGUAAGCCGUCGGAUAUCCUUACGGGGACAGUCUCUGCUUCCCAUGCUCAUAUGACGUCGAAAUCAGAUCCAACCGGUACCACUGGCGUCCGAACCGAUAUGACUACUACCCAAGGUCCAUCUCCGACUGACCUUUCUUUCUUGGACGUAGACCAGAAGCAGGAUCCGAAUAAACUUCCUCUUCCACCCAGAAUUAACCCAGGUUUAUCUGUUGUUGGCAUUGUGCUUAUUAUAGCAGGCGGGAUUUAUGCAUUGAUUGGAGUGAAAACUAAAUGGAUUCAAAUAUUCCUGUCAACAGGAUUUUUAUCUGCAGUUGCUGUGACCAUUCUCAUCAUAUACCUUAUCCAACCCCCGGUUAGCAAUGCGACGCAAGGUGGCUUUGUUGUUGCAGCCGUAGCAACGGGUGCAAUAUUUGGAGGUGUUUCUUUAGCCUUCCAGGAGGUCACAGAAAGGCUUGGGUCUAUGCUAGGCGGGUUCAGCCUAAGCAUGUGGAUUCUUUCGAUGAAAUCAGGUGGUCUUCUCGUAGAAACCGGCCACAAAGCAGCCUUUAUAACUUCUCUUACUCUAGCUUUAUACUGUCUGUCAUUCCAUCACCUUACACGACCUUAUUGGUUGCUGGCUUCGACCUCCUUUUCAGGCGCCACAGCGAUCGUUUUAGGCAUUGAUUGCUUUAGCAGGGCCGGGCUGAAAGAAUUUUGGGUCUACAUUUGGGGGUUGAAUGAGAAAAUGUUCCCAUCCAAGACAAAUACGUACCCAAUCACGCGAGGAAUUCGAGUGGAGAUUGCAGCCAUAGUUGUCGUCUUCUUGAUGGGGCUUAUAUCGCAAUUCAAGCUCUGGAAAGUUAUCAGAGACCGUACACAAAAGACUACUGCUUUGAAGGAAGAAGAACAGAAGGAGCGCGACCAAACUGAAGAAGAAAUAGCGAGAAAUCUAGAAGAAGGUACGAGACGAGAAAGAGCUCGUUGGGAAACCAUAUAUGGCGACCGGCCGGGAAAGCCCAAUGACUCUGGAAUUGUAAUGGUACGGUCCGACACGCAGAGAAGUGGCUCGGGAGCGCAAAGUGAUAGCACACCCUUGGGACAAAGUCGGACUGCCGAGAUGGAAUCAUUGCGCAAACCGGACGGAGAUGGUACACGGGAAUCGACCCUGCCAAUUUUCACAACUGCUGGAAUGCCAAUUGAACACCAUGAUCCUGCGUCUAUUGGCUCCGCCAUCGAGGAUAUAAAUGACCCCAACUCGAACAGAGGUAGUAGCGAACAGGAAGCUAUGCAAGAACCGCUGAAUUCAGCGCAAUCGCACCAUCCGCCAGCGAACACUGAGGUGCACGUUUCCGGUGGUAUUCCAGUGUAUCCUUUCAGGGCCAACCACUUCGAAGAUGUCUUGGACGACGGCUCGAGCUCUGUAGCUGCAUCAUUGGCGGAAUCUAACUAUAUGGCGGGCAUAGAUUCGAGCACAAUUUCUAUACAUUCAACCCAACAAGCAACACAUGAUCAACAUGGGGGAUGCAAUCCCAUAUACGAUCAUAGUAAUAAAUUGGAGUUUCUUAUUGAGACUCGGAGCAUUACUUCUUCUAUUGAGGUUGAGCCGAACGAAGAACUCGUCUAUGAUCCUGAAACCGCUUCUAAGGUUGAGAACCCCUUUCGAAAUAGUUUAUCUACGAUGAAUUCAGAUAUAGAAGGUACAGCUGAACCAGCUCCCAUUGCCGAGCCCGAUUCAACUACGUUGGAGAAUGCCAGCGGCGGUGAAAGCCCUAAAAGAAGCGAACCUCCUCCCCCAACUGUUACGGUUGGAGUGGCAGACGUGGGACGAUCUGAACCGAUGCCGAGUUUACUUCCUGAUAUCGUUAUCAAUAGUGACAAACCUGGUAACUUUAACCAAGGAGGUGGAGAUGAAAAUUCUUCGGCAGCGGACGCUCCUGCACGCAGUUCAAAAGAGGCCAAUGAACAAAUGCUAGAUCAACAAGCGGGAGCAGCUGGUGCCGCAGAAUCCGUUUCUAAUCGUUCUUCAGUCACUAGUAACCAUCCUGUCGACGCGCUUGUUUCUGACCAGCAAACACCAGAUAAGCAGGACAGCGCCAAUGGUAUUCAGGAAUCACUAAGCUCCCGCAUCCACGGUUCAUCAAUGAGAUUAUCAAAACGACAAUCAGCCUUUUCGGCGAGAGCUCUUUUGACAUCAGAGUCUGUAGACAACAUCCCUAGUCAUGUGUCCAAAGUGAUACUCUCGUAUAGGACGAAUGAAUGGGCUAAGCAUAUUUCCGAUGCUGAGGCUCCGGAAAAUAAGGAUGUCGAUUAUCUACAACAGGAUGCAGAAAUCAAGGAACCCGUCGUCCCUGUUAUAAUAUCUGAACUUCAACAAACUGCUUCCGGGAACUUGUCCCGCUCAGAAUCGGAAACCAAGUAUCCAGAUCCUCGAAAAUCUCAAAUCGGACGUGGAUCAGUUUCCAAGCCUCUCGUAAAAUCAGGUAUCAAUGUACAGAAAGCCAACAUCCCAUCUUUAUCACCCCCCGGCUCUUCUAACUGUACUAUUCGGUCGCAAACACCAUCAGUCCAUCAAUUAGACCGAUCAGCAUCCAGCUCCUCGCUCAGCAUACCGAGACAAGUGGACGUCAGCCGAUCUAGACCAGCUUCAUUUUCCCUAUCCCCAUAUAGAACCCCCGGUAGGAUUCCUGAAAUAGAGGAAAUAGAUGAAAAGAGCUUUCCAGUCCGAAGAGUAAGGGUGUCAUCCCCCCCUCUCCUGGUCCAACGCGAAACCGCAAUCCGCAAUCGAUCCCUCCUCCUUCCUUCAAACUACUCAUCCACGUCGGUCAACCGAGUUUCUCGGCCUCAGGGGCAACUCUCCCUCGCACUACCACAGCGAUUCUCAUCUAACCUUUCGUCCCACUAUCAAACCAGCCACAGCACCCCUAUAGAAUCUGCGGACGACCUCCCACUUUCCGUCGUCCGUGAGCAAAUGCACAAAGGAAUGCAAUCCCAAAGCCAAGUGCAAACUCAAAAAUUUCAACAACAUCGUCUCUCUUCAUGUGUAAGCUCUCACUCUCUCGACAACGUGCCCAUAACUGCCACUCUACGAAACUCUCAACAUUAUCAAUCACACGCACCCGACCCGUUGCUAGUCCGCGAAGCCAAACUAGCCCGUUGGCGUGAAUCUUUAAAGGAAGAAAUCGCCAAGGAACAUGUCCCAGAAGCAGCGGUAGAGACACAGCGUGCCAACUUGAUGAAGGAGAGGCGGCGUGACCAGCUUGGGAGACAGCAGGCGGCUCGUCGGGCGAGCUAUCGUGACUCGGUGCUAGAAAUGGCGAUGCGGAAUGGUAAUUUGCAGGAGAUGCAUAAGGAAGCGUUGAGGAGGAUGCAGGCAACGGCAAAUAGUCGUGUUUGA